AGUUGCAUCCAGAAUGUUUCUUUUGGAGACAUAACCUUUCUUCUUAAACUUGACACUGAAGUUUUCAAAUAUUGAAGCUUAUAACUCAGAACGCCCAAGUUAGCAGAAGAUUCCUUUUGAUAUCACCUAUACCAAAGAAGGCUACUAUGGUGACCUCAGUCAAAACUCUGUUGAUUUCAAUUUUUCUUAGUUCACUACUAUUUGGAAGGCAUGGGAAAGGAGAUACAGAAAGAAACACAACACAAAAUAUAACAGAAGGUUCCAUAACAGAAAAGGAACUUGGUCCUCUGGCAUAUGGAAAUGAAGACCCCAAAGCAAAUAAUUUCUCUGUUUUGGAUCCUUCAAAUGAAACCCGUGAAACAACAGAGAUCUUAGAUAAUUUUUCAGCAGACUUUUCUGGGACUUUGAGACCCACAUCCACAUUUUCUACAAGCUCUCCUUUGACUAAUGACUCUGCAACUAAAUAUGAUGUGAACUCAUCUGUAGCAGAUGGAAAUCCUUGGCCAGUCUCAGCACGUCCCAAUGUUACAUCUGUUGUAUCUUCAGAAAAUUUCACUUCUUUGGUCAAUAAAACCAUGAAAACUGACAACAGUUCCAUUUCAGUUAGCAUCCUCCCUCCAACAUCAAACACCAUGUCCGUGACCCCCAAGACAAUACAACCAGAUGGAUGGCUUACUACAACUGCUGACAGCACAGUGGGGUUCACUCCCUCUCAAGAAACCACGACUCUGCAGCCCACCUUGAAAUUCACCAAUAAUUCAAAAAUUGUUCCAAAUACAGCAGACCCCCAAGAAGAGAACAGAAAUACAGGAGUAGUAUUUGGGGCCAUUUUAGGUGCUAUUUUGGGUGCUUCAUUGCUCAGUCUUGUUGGCUACCUGUUGUGUGGCAAAAGGAAAACAGAUUCAUUUUCCCAUCGACGACUUUAUGACGACAGAAAUGAGCCAGUCCUGCGAUUAGACAAUGCACCAGAUCCCUAUGAUGUAAGUUUUGGGAAUUCCAGCUAUUACAACCCAACCGCAAAUGAUCCAUCCAUGCCAUCAGGACAAGAAAAUGCACAUGAUGGUAUCCCCAUGGACGACAUACCUUCACUUCGUACCUCAGUAUAAAACUAAGGAGGAAAGGCCUCAGAUGGAAAGUGUGCACCUACAUCCUGGCCCUUUCACAAACCUGUCUUCCAAAAGCUAAUG
Molecule: messenger RNA, 1187 nt
Organism: Talpa occidentalis (Iberian mole)
Lineage: Eukaryota; Metazoa; Chordata; Mammalia; Eulipotyphla; Talpidae
Gene: MUC15
Product: mucin 15, cell surface associated
Exons: 4
Coding region: 147-1106 (319 amino acids)
Source: RefSeq, a predicted model, not a curated record